Molecule: messenger RNA, 1791 nt
Organism: Trematosphaeria pertusa
Lineage: Eukaryota; Fungi; Ascomycota; Dothideomycetes; Pleosporales; Trematosphaeriaceae
Product: GMC oxidoreductase
Exons: 4
Coding region: 1-1791 (596 amino acids)
Biological process (GO): secondary metabolite biosynthetic process
Molecular function (GO): flavin adenine dinucleotide binding; oxidoreductase activity, acting on CH-OH group of donors
Source: RefSeq, a predicted model, not a curated record
AUGCAGGUCAAGAUGAGGAUACGAGAGCACUCCAUCACCGGCCAACCCCUCCUCGGCAGCUCCUUCGGCAUCCCCGGCCUGAACGCAACCUACGACUACCUCAUCGUCGGCGGCGGAACCGCCGGGCUCGUCCUCGCAAACCGCCUUUCCGCGUCCGGCGCGCACACCGUCGCCGUCAUCGAAGCCGGCAGCUUCUACGAGCUCAGCAACGGGAACCAGUCGCAGAUCCCGCGCUGGGUCUGGAACGGCGCGGGCCUCGGCUUCGACGACGUGAAUCCGCUCGUCGACUGGAUGUUCAGAACCGAGCCGGAGGAAGGCAUCGGGGGACAGCGGAUCCAUUAUCCGCGGGGCAGGACGCUGGGAGGUAGCUCCGCGCGCAAUCAUAUGGUGUAUCAUCGCGCGACGAAGGGGACGUAUAAGAAGUGGGCGGAGGACGUGGGCGACACAGCGUACGAGUGGGAGAAUUUCAAGGCGUAUUUCGACAAGUCGACUACGUUCCAUAAGGCAGAUAUGACGAAACGGCCUGCGAACGCUACGCCGGCGUAUGAUCCGGCUGGCGACCGCGCGACGUCUGGUCCGGUCUCUAUCUCGUAUACGAAUUGGGUGUUGCCGUGGACGACGUGGCUGCUGAAAGCUGUGGAUGCGCUGGGAAUGAAGCCACUCCCGGGGUGGAUAGAUGGCGAGCUGAUCGGAUCUAGUUGGAAUCUGCGCACGGUGGAUGCGAAGACCCAAGUUCGCGAUUCAUCUGAGACGGCGUAUCUCAGACCUGCGAUGGAACGGGCUAAUUUGUUCAUCUAUCCUUCGACUAUGGCGAUGAAGAUUGUCUUCAAUGGAACGGAGGCCGUGGGGGUGUUGUGCAAUACUCUGGGCAAAGACUUCCGGCUCACGGCGAACAAAGAAGUAAUCUUGAGUGCUGGUGCUUUCCAGAGUCCCCAGUUGUUGAUGGUGAGUGGUAUUGGUCCGAAGGAGACUUUGGAGAAGUUCGGGAUCCAGAUUCUGGUCGACGCACCUGGUGUGGGCCAGGGGAUGGAGGACCAUCCCUCUGUUGGAGUUACUCGCAAGUUGAAGCUUCCUAGCUCCACAGUGUUGAACUCUCCAGCUAAAAAUGCUGCUGCUGUUCGAGAUUACUUGAGAGAUGGCACAGGGCCGUUGGCCAGUACGGGCGGCGAGGUUAUUUCAUGGGAGAAGGUUCCUCGUCGCUUAGUGUCCAACAAGACCGCUGCCGCGUUGGACGCAGUUCCGCAAGACUGGCCUGAUUUAGAGUUCCUGGCCCAUUCAUCCUACCCAGGUGUGAAACCUCCAGACAACGAUGACUACGGAGGGAUAAGCGUGGUGCUAGUCAAUACGUUCUCUCGUGGAACCAUCUCAAUCUCGUCACCUUCUAUGCUCGAUCCGCCGGUAAUACAUGUCGCCUUCCUGACAGAUCCACUUGACCAAGACCUAGCCAUAGCCGGCAUAAAAAGGGCUCGAGAGAUUAUCGCUCAUCCCUUCCUCGCCACAGUCAUUGUCGGGUCGGAAGUGGCGCCCGGGAAUGGCACUGUGACAGACGAGCAGAUAUUGAAGUAUAUCCAGAGUAGUGCGCGGACUAUCUCGCACGUGAGUUGUACCUGCAAGAUGGGAAAGAAAGACGAUAAGACGGCUGUGGUGGACUCCGCCGGUAUAGUAUUCGGUGUGCAGCGGUUGCGGGUGGUGGACGUGAGUGCGAUGCCGUUCCUGCCACCCGGCCAUCCAAUGUCCACGAUAUAUGCUCUAGCAGAGAGGAUAUCGGAGAUCAUUCUGGAUGAGGCCUAG